CUCGUCGCAAGUCCCGUCGAUGGCGGCCGAUGCUGUCGCAGUGGGAAAGACCACGGCGAGGCCCUCGAGCUCCAUCGAGGAGGAGGCGAAGCCCCAGGCGGGGGCGUCGCUGCUGUCCUCCUAUCUCGGCCUCGGCUUCGCUCUGUUCCUGGGGCUACUCCCCAAGUCUUCCGCCUCCUACGUGUCGUCGCUUCAGUCCCGCAACCGGAUCCUAGCGAUGAAGCUGUUUGAAGCGGAGGACCAGCUUCGGCAGCUGCGGUCGCGGCUGAAGGAGGGCGCCAAGGCCAACGCCCGAGUCGCCGAGAUCUUCGCCGGCCACCGGACCCAGUGGCAGCAGGAGGAGAAGCGCCUCCUCCACCGGAUCGACGGUGCAGACGAGGAGAUCGCGGCGCUGACGGCGCAGGUCGAGGACAUGGAGCGGGCGAAGGCGGAGCUGAGGGCCGCCGUGGUGCGGCUGGAGAGGGAGGUGGCGGAGAGGGACGAAAUGCUCGACUUCAUGGCGAGGAAGGUGGAAAGGGACGGGUCGUUGUCGCUGAUGGAGGUGGCCGGGGAGGACUCGGUGGACGAUGGUGGCGCCGGGGUUAGGGUUUCGGAUACGAUGCCGCUGGAGGAGCGGUUCUUGGAGCGCAACGGGGAAUCGGAGGGAAUGAUGGGUCUGUUGGCGCAGCAGAACGGGUGCGGAAGGGAGUUCUUAAUGGCGCCGAUAGAUACGAAACAGUGGACGGAUCGAUGGGGCGGAUGGCCGGUAGGAGCUCAGUGUCCGGAUAUGCAGCAUGAGUCACUUGAUUUGGCACACAGCAUGAAACAUGGAGUAGCAAGGAGGGAAUCCCCUUGGAGGGUUGAUGCUGAAUCUUCACGAGUUUCUUCUAAGCUUAAAUCACUUGAAGAUGAACUGGUUAACCUGGAAAAACUAGGGAAAGGGGAUACGUCGAAGAUCCCUUCGUCGAUGAGGAAACAAGAGAAGAGAUAUCAAUCUCUUGCUGCCAAAAUUGACGAUUUGUGCAGGAAAAUGCGAGUGAAUGACCCCAGUGAUCCAACACUGGGUCCAGAGUUUCGUACGCAGAGGCUGACCGAGUUCUUGCUGGAGGCAUUUCGCCUACAACAUCGUGCGGCCGAAACAAGACAGAAGCUGAACACAGUGCAGGCACAGGCAGCGGCAGCGGCAGCGAAGAGCCGUGUGGGGGAUGAGCUAACUGCAGAAGCUAAAUUGAACACGAGGAAGUCUGCGGAUUCAAUUAGGAGCAGUUUCAAGGAGAUACAGCGGAACUUGGAGAUCUGGUUGGCAAGGAUCAUGGGUGACUUGGAGGGCAUCUUGGCGAGAGAUGGUGCAUCGCGGGUGAGAGAUUACUAUUUAUCUGGUUACCCUUUUGUCGGAUGAAAGUUGGCGCGUGCACAGGUGGUAAUCGUAACGAGCUACCCUUUGGCCACCGUGGUGCCAGUGAUAGCCAAAUAGCAUCACAUGACCUGCGAGUUUUGGUGUCUUGAUGCUUGAUGUUAUCUCUCUUUUGAUACUUGAUGUUAUCUCUCUGACUGCUGACUGCGAUAGGUUGGGUGGGUGGGUAGGUGUCGUUGCCAUGCCGACUCUUCUCAAACAAAUAGGAUGGCUACGAUCCACCACCACAUGAAGCCUUGAACCGACCCAACCUAUCCCCCAUGCAGCCACCACCGCACUUGAGACGCAGAAAUAUAAGAUGAACAAAAUGACAUGAUCUGUUGC
Molecule: messenger RNA, 1717 nt
Organism: Musa acuminata subsp. malaccensis (wild Malaysian banana)
Lineage: Eukaryota; Viridiplantae; Streptophyta; Magnoliopsida; Zingiberales; Musaceae
Source: RefSeq, a predicted model, not a curated record